UAUUGUACAAUAAGGCCAGUGUUCUCAUCCGCAUGGUAAUAAAUCUCCACAACCUAUGUGUUAAUACUCCUGUAUACUUCGGAAAACGCAAGUAAUCGAAGGGGGAGACUUUGAUCGACGGCAAGAAGGGGAACCGACAGCAAGAAAGGGAAGGGGAACACAACGAUCCACUGGUGAAACCUUUCAGAGUUAUAUUAAACAACUUACAUGUGAUCCGUCCAAAGUUGUUUGCCAACUACUACUUAUUAGAAAAUGGUUUGUCUGUGUGUAUAUAGAGACAACUACCCACUUGAAAAAACAAAGACAAACAUAUAGAUAGAGAGUAACAGAGAUGGCACGGUCUGUGAAAGUGGCGGUGAUCGGGGCCGGUGCUGGCGGUCUGAUCUCGGCCCGUGAAUUUCAAAGAGAAGGCCACCAAGUUGUCGUCUAUGAAAAAGGAAGCAGACUCGGUGGAACAUGGGCCUACGACCCUCGAGUGGAGUCCGACCCACUCAGUCUCGACCCGAAGAGAGAGAUCAUUCACAGCAGUGCGUACCAUUCACUCCGGACCAAUCUCCCUCGCCACGUAAUGGGUUUCUCGGACUAUCCGUUUACUGCUAGGAAAAAUGGGGAUCCCAGGAAUUAUCCGGGGCAUGAGGAGGUUCUGGGGUUCUUGAAUGAUUUUGCGAUGGAGUUUGGACUCACUGAGUUGAUUCGGUUUGAUACUGAAGUCGUCCGAGUUGAGUCAAGGAAUGAUGAAUGGGUGGUUGAGUCGAGGACAAGUGGAUUGAGUUCAGUGGAUAUGUUCGAGGCAGUAGUAGUGUGUAAUGGUAAACACACUGAACCACGGUUAGCAAAUCCUCCAGGCAUUGAGAAAUGGUCAGGAAAGCAAGUACAUAGUCACAAUUACCGUGUUCCUGAACCAUUUCGGAAUCAGAUUGUGGUUCUGGUUGGAGCUGGGCCUAGUGCGUUUGGUAUAUCCAGAGAUAUUGCUACAGUUGCCAAAGAAGUUCAUCUUUCUUCGAGACAUCCAGAUGUUAAAUUUUCAAAAUUAGACGGUUAUGACAACAUAUGGCAACAUUCAAAGAUUAAUUAUGUUAAUGAAGAUGGUACAGUAGCCUUUGAAGACGGAUGUUCUGUUAAAGCAGAUGUCAUUUUUCACUGUACUGGGUACAAGUACCAUUUCCCAUUUCUUAACACAAAUGGAAUUGUGACCAUUGAUGAUGACAACCGAGUAGGACCUCUUUACAAGCAUAUCUUCCCACCCCAGCUUGGUCCCUGGCUCUCCUUUGUUGGAAUACCUUUUAUGAUCGGUACAAUUCAUAUGAUGGAGUUACAAUCCAAGUGGAUAGCGCAUGUUUUAUCCGGUAAGGUGUCUCUGCCAUCCAAAGAGGAGAUGCUCGCUGAUGUUGAAAAAUUUUACCGGCAUAUGGAAGAAUCCGGGAUCCCCAAGCACUAUACCCAUCAAAUUUAUCCAAAUCAGUUUGAGUACACGGACUGGCUGGCUGCUCAAGUGGGAAUACCUCCUCCGGAGAAGGUAAAAAGGAUAUACACGCAGCAUAUGAAGUUUGUUUGUAGUUCUCAAUUGGAGGUAUUCAGGGACGAAUGGGAUAUCGAUAACUGGAUAAGCAGCCAAGAUUUUUAAUUGCUGUGCACAGCAUAACACAUUUUUACUGCAUUUUCAUUCGUUUGCAAACAUGUUUUUGUAUGGAAUUUUUACCACAAUAAGCUUUUGCCAAAUAAAUGCGUUUCCUUGGAAAUGUCACUUUCAUAGUUGUUGAACAAUAAGGUUUCCAUUA
Messenger RNA from Cornus florida, 1778 nucleotides. Its product is annotated as flavin-containing monooxygenase FMO GS-OX5-like. The coding region runs from base 332 to 1624 and encodes 430 amino acids. NCBI's taxonomy places the organism in Eukaryota, Viridiplantae, Streptophyta, Magnoliopsida, Cornales, Cornaceae. The record is from RefSeq and is a predicted model, not a curated record. Gene Ontology annotation, molecular function: N,N-dimethylaniline monooxygenase activity; flavin adenine dinucleotide binding; NADP binding. The transcript has 8 exons.